UGUAAGAUCUGGUCCCUCUCACCGUGAGUAUUUGCCUUAUGAUAUAAAUGACAGAGUAUAAUGAUUUGACUUGGUAGAAUGUGGUUCCUAUACUUGUUGGACACUGCUGUUAUUUAUUAGGUUUCAGGACUAUGAUGUGAAUUAACAUAAAAAUGUUGUUCCUGGAUCAGAUGAAGUUGCUGGCCCUGAUCGAUCUGAGUCUCAUAUUGAUCCUGAACUCUUUUUCAAAAGGUCAAAGCUGGAAAAUUAAUGUCCCUCAAAACAUUAAUACAGGACUGGGCUCAACCGUGAUCAUACUGUGCAACUUUACUUAUCCAGAGAAAUACCACACCAAUGAUGUUCAGGUUUACUGGAAAAGACCUAAGAGAAACAGCUUCGAGCCACAUGACAAUGACAAAAACCAGUUUGUUUUUCAUACGAAUGACACGUAUGUGGUGGAGAAAUACAGAGGAAAGACCGAGCUCAUUGGAAAUAAAAAUGAAGGAAACUGCUCCCUCAGGAUCAGGAACGUCAUGGAUAAUGAACAGAAACUCUAUGUGAGACUUAGUGCAAAGGGUGAAAACUACAGUUUCUUUAAGAAUCCUGUGUCCAUUUCAGUGUCUGGGGUUGCACUCAAUCUCAGCCAAGAUGGUAACUCCACAUUUCCCCCCAUUCCAUUCACACCGAUGUUGACCUCAUACAUGUAUGCAGCCAUCUUUGUACCACUUUCUACUCUUCUCCUCGUUGCUGUUGUCCUUGCUGCGGUUUUCUUUCACAUGAAGUGCAAAAGGUCACAAUCUUUGGACAGGGAGAGUUCUGGAUACUAUGCAAAUUUUAGCAGAGCAUCAAAUGACCCAGCCCAAAGAGAAGCAUCUUGCAAAAAUCAAGAAAACAAUAAACGUUCUGAAUUCAAGAUUAUUGAUGAGCCCAUCUACGUCAACACGGAGGCCCUUACAGAUCAGAUGGAUGAGGACCACAUACACAAUAUUUACGGAAAUGUAGAUUAUUCAUAAUAGCACAAUAGCUGAAUCUCAUAAUCUAUUUAGUUUUAAACCUUUGUCUCAAAUACAACCUUUGAAUUCUGCAUUGUUUUGUUCAUGUCUGUGAAACAUCCUCUAGGAUAUUUUAGAUCAACCGUAAAAACAACAUGUUAUUGCAGAACAAACAACUGCAGGGUUAUUAUUUAUUAUUUUAUGGCCACCCAGGACAGGUUUCAAAAUGUGAACUUGAAUGUUUUGUAAUACGCAAAUAUGUUCCAUUCCAAAAAAGCAGACUCUCACGUACACACCCAGUUCUACUCCAAGGACUCUGAACGAACACAAAGAGACUCAAAUAAACUAAAAAGAGACAAAAUCAGAGCAUAAAAGGCUCAAUAUUGUAAAGACAACAUGGCUAUAUGAUUUGUAGUAAUUUCAUGACUCAGAUUGGUUGUUUGUCAUUUUCAUCUGUGUCUGUUACCCGUGUCCAGAAGUUUAUUUUUUACAUUUACUUUCUUCAUGGCUGUAGACUAACAGGAGUUACAAAUAGCAGGUAUUUAAUUAUAUUAUUUCAUAUUGUGAUAUUUAAAGUUGUUUGGCGUUCAUGUAAGACAGUAUAACAAUUAAUAAUGCACAGUCUGUUAUAGCCAAGAAUUGUUUAAAAUAAUAGUAGUUUUAGUUUGAAAUUCCCUAAUUUGGUGGUUUUGGUGGAUAGUGCUUUGUUGCCGAGCUUCCACUUUACACAUACACAUGUGGGUAGCGUAGAAAGAUAGAUUAUAGAAUAGAAACAAUCAAACUGGUUGAUCUUAUUGGAUCCAGUCUCCCUUGCGGUUACACACAUCCUGGAUUCUGCAGCUCGCAAUCAUCGUCCGUGUUUGAAUUUUUAUUAAAGACUGUUGUUUACAUGAUGGAGUUUUUUAUAGAAUUUUUCAUGGUUUCAUUUGUAUUGUUUGUCGUGAGCACUAAAGCACCAACCUUGUGUCUAUGGAAAUGAUUCAUGUAAUCUAAAUUAGUCUACAGAGAGAGGGCUUGCCGUAUGACUGAAUAACCUCACUUGAUCUUUUGGGUUUGUUUAUUUCUUACACCAUUUAUUUGAAAAGUAACUUCCCAUUUCAUCUCUGCUGUGGCUGAAACUUCUGUUUUCUUUAUAGAGUCAGUGUUAUAU
Paralichthys olivaceus (Japanese flounder) is the source of this 2121-nucleotide messenger RNA. Lineage: Eukaryota; Metazoa; Chordata; Actinopteri; Pleuronectiformes; Paralichthyidae. The record is from RefSeq and is a predicted model, not a curated record.